This is a messenger RNA of Mus pahari (shrew mouse), 6668 nucleotides long. RefSeq names its product protocadherin beta-3-like. The transcript has a single exon. Gene Ontology annotation, biological process: homophilic cell-cell adhesion. The coding region runs from base 3062 to 5416 and encodes 784 amino acids. The record is from RefSeq and is a predicted model, not a curated record. NCBI's taxonomy places the organism in Eukaryota, Metazoa, Chordata, Mammalia, Rodentia, Muridae. Gene Ontology annotation, cellular component: plasma membrane. Gene Ontology annotation, molecular function: calcium ion binding.
GCCUCUGCCUCCCAAGUGCUGGGAUUAAAGGCGUGCGCCACCACUGUCUGGCUAUGGGUAUCUUCUCCUCGCUUUAACUUCUCCAGUUCUGGAUUAUUCUUAAAUGCUGUCUAAACAUAAUUCAUCUCAUUAUCCAAGUUGUAAUGUUUUGCAGCUUAGACUAUUUAUGUUUAUUUCUUCUCUUAAUAAUGUAACCUGUAUCUUGUGAGCUGAUGGUAAACCCUUCACUUGAGUGUGAAGAGCAUAGCACUAGUCCCAUGUUUAUCGGCAUGCAUAUUUUAAAGAAUCAGCAUGCAAAAACUCAUGUUCUUUUAAAAAUUCUGGAAAUCUCAAUGGCUGGAUUUAAUAAAGUGCUGAAAUUAUAAAUACAAAACAAAUUUAAACAAAAUCAUAUGCGGCUAUUGAAAGGGUAGUUAAUGAAAACAUUCAUAGUGAUUAUCAAGGGUAUGGUGAUUUUUUAAUGUUUUAUCUCAAAUAAUGUUUCAAAAUUCUUCUGCUGAGACUCAGUACUUCUUAAAGAUAUUUUUGAGACGAGAUCUCAUCAUGGUCUUGAACUUGUAACAGGUUUCUCCCACAUCCAGAGUGUUGGGAUCACAGGCAUUGCACCAGCAUUCCUAGUUAGCUAACCUACUGGGAACUUUAUUAUAAGUGAACAAUAGACAAUAGACAAGAGCCUAUGCUUUUAUCUUUUAACAACUUAGAAAAUUUGUAUGUAGCUACGCAUUCCACUCUCAAAAAUGGGGGUGGAGUGGAUUAAAGAUUCAACUGGGCAUAAGUCCAUGAGAAAGGUAUGUGGAUCCAUAAGUCCACGAACAAUGGGUGUGUAUCCAUAAGUCCACAAGUGGUGACCAUUAUCAUUUUUAUUAAUUUUCUGGACCAACUUGUUCUAUUUUCUUCUCUUUUUUACCAUAGACUUUUCAAUGGUUUUUUUCAAAAGGUUGUAAUUGGCCAAAUGAGCUGGUCAACAAACCAGAAAACUGAGUUUCAUCCCCAGACCCACAUUAUGGAAAUAUAAAACCAAUUCCUCAAAGCUGUGCUCUGAUUUCAACACACACACACACACACACACACACACACACACACACACACGUUUUUGAGUUGUGUUUAUGGGUGGCUCCCACUUAUUUCAUGAUUAGCACAGACACCAGGGUAUUGUAAGUUCUUAAUAUUUUUGACUACUUGAUUGAAAGAAGAGUUGUUUAGUUGUGACAUACUGAUAAUUAAACAUGGCAAAAUGCUGAAUUAACAGAACUAUUGCUGGAACCAAAUACUCUGACAUACACCGAGUAACCUGAUCUUGCUAUAGUUAAUUGAAAUUAUUCAGUUAUCACUGUUUUUCAGCAUAUCUUUCCUUUUUCUCUCUUAGUGCUUAAUUCAAGUUUCCUCUCUUAUCCACUGGCUUAAUGAAUGCAGAAUUUCUGGUAUUUAAUUUUAUAAUUUGAAUAUGCUUCUAUGUUUCCCAAGUUACUCUCCCAACUUCCUUCACUUCUUGCAGUUGAAUUUUUGACACAUCUGAUAUAGAAAAUUUAAUUCUUAAUGUUUUCCAACAUAUUAUUAAUUUUUACAUGAUUUUAUGCAUAUUUGGCUGAGAUAUACUAUUAAGCUUAUGGAAUUUGAAUAUCUCAUUUUGAGAUUGGCAGUGACAGAAAGGACCAUCUUAGUAUCAAAAGUCUCUAAUCACUUCAUCACAUGUAGGAUCUUGGUUAAGUGACCUCUAGUGACAUCAACUGUUUCAAUGAUCAUUAACUAUCUUGCUGUUUCUAUCAAGUCAAAUAACAUGACACAGCAUUAUAGAAAUAUCAUGCUAUUUGUUUUAGUGUUAUUCAUAUUAGGAGUAACUCAGUAAUGAGUCUGUGCAUUGUACUCAUGAUACUCAUGUAGAGAGCUAGACUGAACACAUCAUAUCUGCAUUGCUUCAAUUAUUUUGCCUGCCUACAGCCUUACAAUAGCUUCUCUUUGCUUAGAAUAAAAUACAAGUACUUAUUUAUCCUGGGUUUUACUUUACAGAUCUCUGUAGCUCUUGAAACACUACACUCUGGUAGACUGUCCUUUAUUAUCUAAAUUACCUAUACUUACUCUCAAAGGCUCUUCACAUGGCUGGGUCACCUGUUAUAUUUCUGAUCCUUCACAGUCCACAUUAAAGGCAAGAAUCUUCUUGCCUUAAUGGGGAGAAUUUUCAUAACUACUCCCCAUUAAGUUUGGUGCACAGAACAUUUCCUAUGUCAUACAUUUCACACUGCUUGAGCACGUUUAAAAUGUGUACAUCCUGUUAAAAUGUAUAGACCUGAUCUUGCUAUCAUUAUAUACAUAACUUCUACAAAUUAAACAUCUAUCUGGUAAUUAUUUAAUACAGGUUAAGAAAAUAAUUAUUAUAUUACUGUGGAAGAAGAGGAAACGUUCUUAAGUAUUCCCUGGGCAUGAAAAUAUGGACGCAAUUAUGCAUUUUCAGCCAUUGAUAUAAGCUGUCAUAUCUUAACCACCUUCACUUUUCAUAAUGUUUCUCCUACUAUUACUGCAACUCACACAUUUUACAAAUAUUGCAAAAUAAAGAAAACCACAAAAGGAGAGAUAAGUAAGUUAUGACUUAAAUUAUUUUAAAACUUGUAGGUAGUAAUUACAGAUGAGGGUAGUACCCUAUCAGGUGUGCACCUGUAAAUCAUGGAAAUAAGGGCUCUUUUAGAGACAGGUAAUUCCAUUUAGUGCAUUAUACUUUCCUAGUUUACGUUUAACUUGUGUGGCACAAGAAACUCCUUCAGUAGGGUCAAGAGAUUUGAUAAGGGAAAUAAACGACAUAGAUCAAAACCAGUGACAAAAGCAGAAUUUAAUACUGAGAACGAACGCAUGGUGGCGCUGUUGACUAAGACGUUGUGCACUCAGUACUCACAGACUCCGAUGAUGUAAAACCACGGUUUCUGUGAACCUGGAUAGAUUUUUAAGCACGGAAAUCUGAAUCUCUGGAAAACAUUAGUUGUUAGUCUGUCUCUAAAAGACCUUGCUUCUCAUCGAGAGAUAUAAGGCCCCUCUUGGUGACAAUCCCUUGGAAAUACACCGCAGAAAUACAAUGGAGGCCAGAGAGGAACGCUUUCUUAAACAAAGGCAAGUCUUGCUUCUCUUUGUUUUUCUGGGUGGGUCUCUUGCUGGGUCCGGGUCUAGGCGCUAUUCUGUGGUGGAGGAAAAAGAGAGGGGCUUCGUAAUAGCCAAUCUAGCGAAGGAUCUGGGGCUUAGUGUAGAAGAACUGGCUGAAAGGAGAGCUCAAGCUAUCUCCAAAGGGAACAUACAGUAUUUUCAGCUCAGUCAUCAGACCGGAGAUUUGCUCUUGGGUGAGAAAUUGGACCGGGAAGAGCUGUGCGGCUCGACAGAGCCUUGUGUGCUGCACUUUCAGGUAUUGCUGCAUGAUCCUUUGCAGUUUAUUACAAAUGAACUCGAGGUCAUAGAUGUAAAUGACCAUGCCCCGGAGUUCUUUGAAAAUGCAAUGCAGCUGAAAGUCCUGGAAAACUCCGUGCCUGGGACAGUAAUUCCUUUGGGAAAUGCCGUGGACCUGGAUGUGGGAAGAAAUGGACUCCAGAACUACACGGUCUCUCCCACGUCCCAUUUUCAUGUUCACACCCGCCGUCGCAGGGAUGGAAGGAAGUAUCCAGAACUAGUUCUAGACAGAGCUCUGGAUCGGGAAGAGCAGUCAGAGCUCAGUUUAACUCUCACAGCCCUGGAUGGGGGAUCCCCGCCUCGUUCUGGAACUACCCAGGUCCAUAUCCUGGUCUUAGACACAAAUGAUAAUGCCCCAGAAUUUACACAGUCACUCUAUGAGGUUCAAAUUUUAGAGAAAAGCCCUAUUGGCUCUGUCAUUACCACUGUCUCUGCCUCUGACUUAGAUACGGGAAAUUUUGGUGCAAUAUCAUAUGUAUUUUUUCAUGCUUCUGAAGAAAUUCUCGAAACUUUUCAACUGAACUCCAGUACUGGUAAUAUACAACUACUUAAGGGUUUGGAUUAUGAAACAAUUAAUACUUAUGAGCUUGAUGUAGAGGCUAAGGAUGGUGGAGGCCUUUCAGGGAAAUGCACAGUCAUAGUUCAGGUACUUGAUGUGAACGAUAACCCACCAGAACUAACCCUGUCAUCAGUUAACAGUCUUAUCCCGGAGAAUUCAGCAGAGACUGUGGUGGCUGUUUUUAGCGUUUCUGAUUUAGACUCUGGAGAUAACGGAAAAGUGACAUGUUCCAUCCAGAACGAUCUCCCCUUCAUCUUGAAACCAUCUGUAGAGAACUUCUAUACUAUAGCGUCCGAAGGGGCUUUGGACAGAGAGAGCAGAGCUGAGUACAACAUCACCAUCACUGUCUCAGACAUGGGCACACCCAGGCUCACAACCCAGCACACCAUAACAGUGCAGGUGUCUGACAUCAACGACAAUGCCCCCGCCUUCACCCAAACUUCCUACACCGUGUCCGUCCGUGAGAACAACAGCCCCGCCCUGCACAUAGGCACCAUCAGCGCCACAGACUCAGACUCAGGCUCCAAUGCCCAUAUCACCUACUCGUUGCUGCCGCUCCAGGACCCACAGCUGGCCCUGGACUCGUUCAUCUCCAUCAGUGCAGACAACGGGCAGCUGUUCGUGCUCAGGGCGCUGGACUACGAGGACCUGCAGGCCUUCGAGUUCCACGUGGGCGCCACAGACCAAGGCUCACCCGCGCUCAGUAGCCAGGCUCUGGUGCGCGUGGUGGUGCUGGAUGACAAUGACAAUGCGCCCUUCGUGCUCUACCCGAUGCAGAAUGCCUCUGCACCCUGCACUGAGCUGCUGCCCAGGGCGGCAGAGCCCGGAUACCUGGUCACCAAGGUGGUGGCAGUGGACCGCGACUCUGGACAGAAUGCCUGGCUGUCAUUCCAGCUGCUCAAGUCCACGGAGCCCGGAUUGUUCAGCGUGUGGGCACACAAUGGCGAGGUGCGCACCGCCAGGCUGCUGAGCGAGCGCGAUAUGCUCAAGCAAAAGCUGCUGCUACUGGUCAAGGACAAUGGAGAUCCCCAGCGGUCUGCAAGUGUCACCCUGAAUGUGCUGCUAGUGGAUGGCUUUUCUCAACCCUACCUGCCUUUGCCUGAGGUGGCGCGCGACUCUGUCCAAAACGACGAGGACUUGCUCACGUUGUACUUAGUCAUCGCCUUGGCAUCUGUGUCUUCUCUCUUCCUCCUGUCUGUGCUGCUGUUUGUGGGGGUGAGGCUGUUCAGGAGGGCCAGGACGGCCUCUCUGGGGGGCUGCUCCAUGCCUGAGGGACACUUUCCUGGACACCUUGUGGACGUCAGCGGUAUGGGGACCCUGUCCCAGAGCUACCAGUAUGAGGUGUGUCUGACAGGAGAUGCUGGGACUGGUGAGUUCAAAUUCCUGAAUCCGGUGAUACCAAACCUGUUUCUGGAAGAAUCUGAGAGAAGUUAAGGGAAGUCCCCACUGUAGCUUUGUAGUCAGCUAAGGAUUGUAAAUGAUUCAACCUCUGUCGGUCCUGGUAAACUUCUUAUUCUGAUUAUUCUUUUAAGAAGUUGUACUACCAAUCUUUUUCUUUACCAGUAAUUCAACCCAUGGUAUCCCAAAUAGCUUUAAACUUGUUAUGUUCUUAUUAAUACUGAUUUUUCUUAGGAUUUUGUAGUUGUGCCUAUUCAUUUUCUAUUUAGGCAUGUCUGAGCAAUGAUUAUCUAACAGUUAAUGAAAUGAAUGUCUUUACAACAGUAUGGAACUUUUCAAUGCACUUAAGAAAAAUUAAAAUUGUAUGUAUUUGUGGCACAUAUCUUUACCAUAUAACUUUAUGUAAUUUUAGGCUACAUUGUUUUGAGUUCAUUGAGUUCUUGGCCUUUUUAGGUUAAGCAGUCUGAGAGCUGUAAAAUCUAGCAUACUUCUUUCUCCUAAACUGUACAUAAACGCAUGCUUCCUGAAAACCAUCAGUACACAGAAGUUGUGUCCUGUUCUGUUGUGAGCACCGUGUAUCCAAAAAAUUGUUAUGUUCAUUUGUUCAAAGGCAUGCCAUAGGUAGUAAGAUUAAAUGUCUCAAAGAAUUAUACAAUAAAAAUUAAGGAGAAAAUAUCAUAUGCUUGAUCUUCUUUUUUUGUGAAGCCAGUCCGUUAAACCACGGGUUUGACACAAUCCUUUUAAAAAGUAUUAUCAGAAACAGAAUUAUGAAGCAACUUCCUGUAAGUUAGCUGAGGACUCUUGAGGGUAUCAACUUUCUCCUUCUCCUUCCUUCCAUCCUUUACCACGGGGGUGGAAGUCUAAGUAUGACGACAGGCUAUAUUUUCUGGGGAUCUCUUUGGUUCCUCUAACUUUCAAAAGAGGAAAUUUCUUCUGAUGUGUGGCUCUUAUGUUUGAUACUGAUUGUUGGCUAAUCUCAGGUUUUUACUUUAUAAUACUUGAUAGUGAUGGGAAGUUUUUUGAUCAUUAAAAUUAUAUUUUGGUGUUUAAUUUUGCUUUUGUUGCCUAAUGUAGCUUUCGGUUUUUAGAUUAAGUUUUUAAGUUUUUAGAUUAAGAAAGUUUUAUUUGUAUGAAGUAUAUAUUAUUUUGAGCAUGAAUACCCCAGAAACAUAUCGCACUUGUCUGAAUAAUAGAUGUUUGCUUGUCAUGCUCUGCAAGCCUAGUAAAGCUGCCAUGUAAUUUAUAACUAGACUUAUUUUGUUCUGACUAUAAAAUGCCAUCGGAUAUU